AUGUCUAAUAAUGACUGUGGAAUUUUAAUAAAUGGUAAUCAUACAGAUAUUGCCGUAAAAGUCUACAAAAACCGUUUGUUUAUAAUUGUCACACAAUUCCAGAAAUUUGGGUCUAUGGUCACAGUGACACGUGAAUCUUCUCUCGAUCAGUUCAACAGUGAUACAUACUCUACUCACGUAAUAUUUGGUAAAGAUACUGAAGAAGUACAUGCAGCAGUUCGUUAUAUAGCAGAAGCUAUUAAUAUUGACAGACCAUUGUUGCUAUCAAUUGCCUUAAAGGAUUACGAAUUAAGUACACUUAAAGUAAUUGUUUCUACAAUCAACAAACUAAAAGCUUGGUAA
Messenger RNA from Cotesia congregata, 342 nucleotides. The record is from the annotation of a GenBank genome assembly. Lineage: Eukaryota; Metazoa; Arthropoda; Insecta; Hymenoptera; Braconidae.